AUGACUUGCAACAGGUGCGGAAGUUACCAUCCGGGAACUCUAUGCAAAGCUGGACUGGGUUUGUCUUAUUUUUGUGGUGGAGUCGGGCAUUCGUCUUGGAAUUGUCUGAAAAAGAAGAAACAGGAUACCGGGAGAGCUCAGCAGCAAGGACGGAUAUUCACUAUGUCAGUUGAUGGCGCUGAGAGGUCUAACACACUAAUAAGAGGUAAUUGUGAAAUUGGUGGUAAAACUUUAAUUGCCUAUGACUUACAAGUGCAUACUCCUCCCUCUGAGGCUGUCGUAACUAGAUUAAGUUUUCAACAAGUCUCGUUUCAAAUUAAAUAUCGAACAUUUGUCCAUGAUAUGAUUUGCUUACCGAUGACUGGCCUCGAUCUAAUUCUAGGAUUGGAUUGGUUGUCAAAACAUCACGUACUGCUUGAUUGUUCAGAACGAUCAUUGCAGUUUAUGUCAGAAGGGUUAGAAGGACCGGUGGUGGCGAAGGGAUACUAUUUAAAUUAUGUGGUGGUGAUGUCAGGGUUUCAUGCUUUUGGCUAUAAGUGUAUCGGGUGA
This is a messenger RNA of Arachis ipaensis, 549 nucleotides long. RefSeq lists its product as uncharacterized. The record is from RefSeq and is a predicted model, not a curated record. Lineage: Eukaryota; Viridiplantae; Streptophyta; Magnoliopsida; Fabales; Fabaceae.